UGCAGUUCACCUCAACACUCCCGCAGCACAACCACGGAGAAACCUUGGGCAUGCGAAUUUCGGCUUCGUGGCCCCACGCUCGAGGGGUAAUUAGAAACAAUACCGUCCGAAAUUUUUCCUCUCCUUUGGGACCUGCGCAGCUAUUUCAAGUGCGCCCGCAAUUACACCCGCUGAUAGCAGGAAGAGCAUUUUCGACACACGGCAGAAAGAGCUGGAGCUUCUUUAAUAAUAUGGCGGGACAGGAUCCAAAGGAAGUCAGAAAGUACUUGCAGCAGAGCCAUGAUCGGAUUUUUGAGAAUAAUCGGAAGUGGGCAAAGGAGCACGUGGAGAAGAAUCCCGAGUUCUUCAACGAGUUGAGUGCAGGUCAGGAACCGGAUUAUCUGUGGAUAGGCUGUUCGGACUCCCGCAUCCCCGCCGAAGCCAUCACCGGUCUUGGUCCCGGGGAAAUGUUCAUCCACCGCAACAUCGCCAACCUCGUCUGCAACACCGACCUCAACGUCAUGUCCGUCGUCAACUACGCCGUCCGCCACUUGAAAGUCAAGCACAUCAUCGUAUGCGGACAUUACGGCUGCGGGGGCGUCAAAGCCGCAAUAAGCCCCAAAGACAUGGGUCUUCUCAACCCUUGGUUGCGGAACAUUCGUGACGUGUAUCGCCUGCAUGAAACGGAGUUGGACGCGAUCAAAGAUGAGGAGAAGCGGUAUGAUAGACUGGUGGAGCUGAAUGUGGUGGAGCAGUGUAGGAAUAUCAUCAAGACCGCGGCAGUGCAACAGAGUUACAAGAAGAAUGAGUUUCCGAUUGUGCAUGGCUGGGUGUUCGGGUUUAAGGACGGUUUGUUGAAGGAUCUGGAGAUCGGUUUUGAGGACAUGUUGAAGGGAAUUCAGAAGAUUUAUGAUUUGUCCACGGAGUGAGGGGUGGAGGGAGGCAGUUCUGCACAAAUUUCAUGGGAUAGAUGGAGUCGAAGCGAUUAUGGGGUUUCGAGAUUUGGUGGGGAGCAAGACGCGGAGUUAUCUAGAUAAGGGGUGCAUUCAAUAGAUUUUGGUAGCGAAUAAUGAGCCUGCUGUGUACCGAAAAUAUGUGAUUGGUACGCAGCAGGGGUCAAUUGGG
Lindgomyces ingoldianus is the source of this 1104-nucleotide messenger RNA. Its product is annotated as carbonic anhydrase 2. The coding region runs from base 231 to 908 and encodes 225 amino acids. The record is from RefSeq and is a predicted model, not a curated record. Gene Ontology annotation, biological process: cellular response to oxidative stress; carbon utilization; cellular response to carbon dioxide. Lineage: Eukaryota; Fungi; Ascomycota; Dothideomycetes; Pleosporales; Lindgomycetaceae. Gene Ontology annotation, molecular function: carbonate dehydratase activity; zinc ion binding. The transcript is spliced from 2 exons. Gene Ontology annotation, cellular component: cytoplasm.